UACUAUGGCAAAAAACCCAUUCUUGUCCUUAUGGUUUGGGAUACCAUGAAUGUGGAUGCAUAAAAAGAUGGCAUGCUUUCCCAGUCUUUCUUCAUACGAAAGUAAUUGCUCUUAAUAAUUGUGCGACUUAGGUUUCAAAACAUAGUGUUAACUUGCUGGAAGUUUUGACUUGGAAAUUGAUUUGCAUAUUAGGAAUAAUUUGAGGUGUAUCAAUGUAUCUCAAUUUGUCAUGUGAUUGGAAGGACCUUUGCUUAAGUUUUCUUUUGUUGUCUGGUUGUAGCUGUUUGAUCUCUGCUUGAUUUUUAAUGGACAUUGAAUACAAUUACAAUGGUAUAAUGAGACUAAACGUAGACAAUGUACUAAGGCAAAAUGGUGUGAAGGUUCACUGCCUCAUGUUAUGGUUUUUACAAUGAUUGAUGGGUAUUUGUUUGUGAAAAUCUGGGUGUGCUUACCCUGUUGGAUGGUGUAUUAAUGGUGUUUAGAAUUUCAUCUUGCCCCAGACGAAGCUCGAAGCUUGAAAGUGAACAGGGAUGUAUGCUCUGUAGAAGUGCAAAAAGGAGGGAGAAUGCGGUCACUCCUCAAUUUAGAAAAGAGGGAACGACCUCUUAAUUACGAAGGACCUAGACAAGGGAUUUCUCACGGACGGAUAUCAUCAGUUCAUGUGCUUCCUUUCAGUGGGAGAGCACAUUCUACUGAGAAGGCUACGGUUUCUGCUACCGAUGAAGAUUCCAUUGCUGAUGUGAUGGAACAACAUGAUGAAUUUCUCAGUUCAAUGAUGGCUCGUUCAGCUAAGUUACAGAUGGUCUUCAGAUGUUGGGAAAGGAAUGAUGUUAACGAGGUCAUUGGCAUAAUGACAAAGAUGGAUGAUCAUGCUGUGAUUGCGGAUGUUGUUAGCAUUAUAUUGGAAAAAAUUGAUAUCAUUACACUUGAUAUAUGCACUGGUCUUCUACCACUUCUAACUGACCUUCUACAAAGUGAAAUGGAAAGACAUCAGGGAAUAUCCUUGGAAAUGCUAUUGAAACUGGUCAGAAUAUUUGGCUCGGUAAUCUAUUCAACUGUAUCAGCUCCACUACCUGUUGGUGUCGAUAUUGAGGCAGAGAAAAGGCUAGAACGUUGCAACCUAUGCUUCCCAGAACUUGAAAAAGUCAAACGUUUUUUACCUUCUCUUUCAAGAAGAGGAGGAUCAAUUGCAAAAUCUGCACACGAGUUGAAUCUGGCUUUACAGGAUGUUUCAUGAUCCUGUCCUGGCUCAAUGAUUUCUGUUGCUCAUGUUUUGCCGGUGCUUUUGGGGGUUUUGUGCAUUUUAAAGAUUUAAACCUCUAAACAAGCCACCGAAUAGUUUGAUGCGUUGUCCUCGGGCGUCGAAAGAAGCUUUUUCAUGUAUGUACAUUUAUUGCCGGUAAAAGUUAAUGGAAAUUGAUUAGUGGAGGCACUGAUAACUGCUAAUUCUGCGACAUAUACUCGAAGCUAAAGCUUGAGAGAUGUCACCCUCU
This is a messenger RNA of Vigna umbellata (rice bean), 1493 nucleotides long. The record is from RefSeq and is a predicted model, not a curated record. NCBI's taxonomy places the organism in Eukaryota, Viridiplantae, Streptophyta, Magnoliopsida, Fabales, Fabaceae.